Messenger RNA from Capra hircus (goat), 2828 nucleotides. It is a transcript of the gene PGLYRP3, whose product is annotated as peptidoglycan recognition protein 3. The transcript has 9 exons. Gene Ontology annotation, biological process: peptidoglycan catabolic process. NCBI's taxonomy places the organism in Eukaryota, Metazoa, Chordata, Mammalia, Artiodactyla, Bovidae. The coding region runs from base 551 to 1684 and encodes 377 amino acids. Gene Ontology annotation, molecular function: zinc ion binding; N-acetylmuramoyl-L-alanine amidase activity. The record is from RefSeq and is a predicted model, not a curated record.
CCCACUUCUGACUUUGAGCUCCUUGAGGGUGGGGACGCUGUCUUCUUCCUCUCUGGAUUCCACACACCUAGCCAGUGCAAAGCAUAGCCGAUUGGCAGGGCUUCCUGGAGGCUGGGGCUGAGGAAGCUGCUGGGGAGCCUUGGGCAGCCGCACCCAUUCCCAGGGAGGAGGUACCUGGGAUUAUUCACAGGGCGGGUCCCUGCUGUCAGCACCUGUCUGGUCUCACUAAUUCCCUCUCCGUGCUGUAGACGGUGGACUGAGCAGAGCCUGGCCCUCUUCUUUCUCCCCCUCUCCCGCUUUGGUUAGGGCUCCUGGCCUUUCUCUUCUCUCUGGAAAGCUAGGGCCCAGUCUUCUUUCCCGGGGAGAGAGUGCCCUCUAGUGCCCGGGAGGGUGAAGGCCGAGGAGGAGGGCAGGGCCAGAGGCCAAGCCUGAAAGGAGGCCCUGCCAGCCAAUGAGGGGUGAGCCGGCUGCAGCUCGACCUGUGGGACUGGGACAGCAGGGACCCACAGGGCUGUGAUCCAUACUCUGCCUGUUGGUGACCUAGGACCACAUGAGGAUGCUGCUAUGCUUUCUUGUCUUGUCUGCUUUGGAUCUCGCGGCUUGGGGGGAUUCCCUAGAGUUGUCCUUGAAUGAGACCCAAGCCAGGGGGCUGUCACAGGAGCUUCUGGACCUGUUUGUUGGCAUCUCACAGCUUAUUCACACAGGUCGCAAUGGUGUGCCCACCAUCGUCUCCCGCAAGGAGUGGGGAGCCAGAUCCCUGACCUGCAGGGCCCAGCUGACCCGGCCCGUGGCCUAUGUCAUCACGGACCAGAUCGCAGGGAUGGAAUGCGAGGAGCAGAACGCGUGCAGUCAAAAGCUGAGGGGCCUGCAGUCCCGUUCCGUCUACACCAAGGGCUGGUGUGAUGUGGCCUACAACUUCCUGGUUGGGAACGAUGGCAGGGUGUAUGAAGGCGUGGGCUGGACCAUCCAAGGCAUGCACACCCAGGGCUACAACAACGUCUCCCUGGGCCUCGCCUUCUUUGGGAAUAAUCUAGGCAGCAGUCCCAGCCCCACUGCCUUAUCAGCCGCAGAGGACCUGAUCUUCUAUGCCAUAAAGAAGGGUCACCUAUCACCCAGGUAUAUUCAGCCGCUUCUCUUGAAAGCAGAGAGCUGCCUGGUUCCUCAUCAGCCACUGAUGCCCAGGAAAGCUUGCCCCAACAUCAUCACAAGGUCAGCUUGGGGAGCCAGACAGACACACUGCCCUACAAUGGGCCUCCCAGCCAAAUAUGUUGUCAUCAUCCACACUGCUGGGGCAACCUGCAACGUAUCCAUGGACUGCCGGAUCCGCGUCCGAGAUAUACAAUCUUACCACAUGGACACACAGAACUUCUGUGACAUUGGAUAUCACUUCCUGGUGGGCCAGGAUGGUGGUGUGUAUGAAGGAGUUGGCUGGCAUACCCAAGGCUCUCACACAUACGGAUACAAUGAUAUUGGCCUAGGAAUUGCCUUCAUAGGCAACUUUGUAGAAAAACCGCCAAAUGCUGCAGCGCUGGAGGCGGCUCAGAACCUGAUCCACUGUUCCGUGGUCAAGGGGCAUCUGGUCCCCAACUACCUGUUGGUGGGGCACAGCGAUGUGACCGAUAUUCUGUCUCCUGGACGGGCUUUGUACAACAUCAUUAAGACUUGGCCUCAUUUCAGACAAUGAGGGCACCCCAGUUCCUCCAAUGCCACCCCUCCCCAACUCUAGAUUCUGAGCCUCCCCUUCUUCACCUUCCAUCCUGGCUCAAUUCCUGCGACCCCUCCCUGCCAGCCCCAUCCUGUUUCUUCUGCUUCAGGUUUGUAUGAUCAUUUCCUAACUUGUAUGAUCAGCUCCAUGUGAUCAGACUCCACAGUGGGGCAUUCCGGCCCUCUGAGUCUGCACCCGGCCUCCUUCCCUCCUCACCUUCCUCUCCCGAGCACCCACCUCCUCACCCAGCUGAGGCUUCUUGUCCCUUUGUACACACCCCUCUCCUGGUGUGCCUUCCCCUGCUGUUGUUGUAGCCACGCGUUCCGGGAAACAAACUCACUCAGAAUGACAAUGCGGAUAGUGGAGUGCAGUUUAUUAUACCAGCGGGCUCAAGGCAGAGUCUCCUCUUAGCCAAGGACUCUGACCGACUUUUGUGAAAACUUAUAUACCUUAAGUGUACUACUGAAGCCCACACCCCCAAAUUCCUUAAACCUAGCCUGAAAAGUGUUAAAGGGAGAUACAGUCAGGUUACAGCCAUGAUUCACAAUCAGAAGGGUCAGCUGGUUAUGUAUUGUAGCCUUCACCAAUGGGUGCCAUAAAGAUUAAGGUGAUUGACUACAAAGGGGAUUAUUACAUUCUUUUUGGUGAUGGGAAAUCUUGGUAUGGAAUCUGGUGUUUAUCAGUCUGGGAGGCCAGUUCGGCCGUAGGUAUGUUACCCCCAUGGCUACCAGGCACACAGUCCAAAGCUCACUGAGAAUGCAAGAUGGAGUUUCCUUCUUUUUCAAGAUGGAGUCAGCCUGGCCUGUUCCUUUCCUUGCUCACCAUCUGCCUGGCAGCUCCCAGCCUCACACGUGACCCAGGUCAACAUCCCAGCCCCUCCUCUCUGUUCACACACCACCUUGUCUGUAUUUGGGUGCAGCCCUUAUUUCAGGGCAGUGAUUGUUCAUAGAAAUUCUCUCCGCUGGGUUGUGAGUUUGUCCAGUUUCAUUUGUGUCUGUGUCCUCAGUUCUUCAGCAGUGUCUGGAAUACAGAAAAGUGAAAGUGAAAUCACUCAGUUGGGUCCUGCUCUUUUUGACCCCAUGAACUAUACAGUUCAUGGAAUUCUCCAGGCCAGAAUAUUGGA